Molecule: messenger RNA, 2141 nt
Organism: Nymphaea colorata (pocket water lily)
Lineage: Eukaryota; Viridiplantae; Streptophyta; Magnoliopsida; Nymphaeales; Nymphaeaceae
Product: tyrosine decarboxylase-like
Exons: 1
Coding region: 340-1848 (502 amino acids)
Biological process (GO): amino acid metabolic process
Molecular function (GO): pyridoxal phosphate binding; carboxy-lyase activity
Source: RefSeq, a predicted model, not a curated record
UUAAAAACCGCCGCCAACUAAACUCCUCCUCAAACGAAAAGAUGCGAAGUCAACUGUGUUUUUUAGUGGUCCGACUCUUGAUUCCUUUUCUUCUAUAUAAGGGUACCAUUACCCAUUGUAUAACACAAGCUCUUACUGCUGUUAAUAGAAUUCAUAUCCUCUGCUCCUGUGCUUUUCUCCUUUCCUCUUUGCAUGCCAACAAUUUCUCCCUCCGCCGAAGCGCCUCACUACACCACCACCAUCCUUCUUAAUCCGCUCUAGCUUCCAGUAAGAAGAAGCAACCAUUGCCACCUUCUCUGCAGCUUCCCUGAACUUUUUUCUCUUUUUUACUCUACAUACAUGGCCACCCCCACCAGUAUUGACGCCAAAGAAAGUGCUAGACUACUGGACUCUCAGGAAUUCUGCCAACAAGCCCAUCGAGUCGUCGAUUUCAUAGCCGACUAUUAUAAGCACAUUGAGGAGUACCCAGUGCUCAGCCCCGUCGAACCUGGUUAUCUGCGAAGGCAAUUGCCGGAAACCUUUCCGACUUCUCCAGAGUCCAUUGAGAAAAUUCUUCUCGAUGUCAACAACAGUAUCAUCCCUGGCCUAACACACUGGCAGAGCCCCAAUUUCUUUGCCUACUUCCAAACCAAUGCUAGCACAGCUGGGUUCCUAGGAGAGAUGCUUUGCGGUGGCUUCAACAUUGUCUGUUUUAAUUGGGUCUCGUCUCCUGCUGCGACCGAGCUCGAGGCCAUCGUCAUGGACUGGAUGGCUCAAAUGCUUAAACUCCCACCUGCAUUCAUGUUUCCUACUAACAAUGCCAGCCAUGGAGGAGGCGGGGUGCUCCAUGGAAGCACUUGCGAAGCAAUUGUCUGCACCCUGGUCGCUGCUAGGGAUAAAGUCCUAAGCAAAGUUGGGUUCGAUAACAUCACCAAGCUUGUGGUUUAUGGCUCUGACCAAACACACUCCACCUUAGAAAAGGGUGCUAGGAUUGUUGGAAUCAGUCCUCAAAAUUUUAGGUCGCUACCCACAUCCACUGCCACCGGAUAUAGGCUACAGCCGCUUGCAGUUCAGGCAGCCAUGGCUGAUGAUAUAGCAAAAGGCUUGAUCCCUUUCUACCUGUGUGCCACAAUUGGCACUACUGGUGUUGGUGCUGUGGAUCCGUUGGAGGACCUUGGCCUCGUAGCUAAACGAUAUGGAGCGUGGCUCCAUGUAGACGCUGCUUAUGCUGGAAGUGCUCUCAUAUGCCCCGAGUUCAGGCACCACUUAGACGGGGUGGAGCACGCAAGCUCCGUCAGUAUGAACCUUCACAAAUGGUUUCUUACCAACAUGGACUGCUGUUGCCUUUGGAUAAAAGACACUACUACAUUUGUGAGUGCAUUGUCCACCAAUCCUGAGUACCUCAGGAAUUCUGCAACUGAGUGCAAGAAGGUUAUCGACUAUAAAGACUGGCAAAUAGCUCUGAGCCGGCGAUUCCGAUCCAUCAAGCUGUGGCUUGUACUCAGGGCCUAUGGCGUGGACAAACUCAGAGAGCAUAUACGAAGUGAUGUCAUGCUUGCCAUGGUCUUUGAGAAGCUGGUGAUGGCAGAUGCGCGGUUCGAGGUCGCAGCACCUAGAAGAUUUGCGAUGGUGUGUUUCAGGCUCGGGGCAAACGGUGAGCACGAUCAAUCGAUGCUGAACCGCAAGCUGCUGGAGGCAGUUAACUCUACUGGGAAGCUUUACAUAACUCAUACUGUUGCUGCCGGUGUUUACAUGCUUCGAUUUGCGAUAGGCGCGACCUUGACGGAGGAGCGCCAUGUUCGUGCAGCUUGGACAGUCAUACAAGAGGAAGCUCGUCUCCUUCUCACCCAGCGACCUCAACUCCUUUAAAAAGCUGAGCUACUCUAUUGUGUUACUGGGGUUACACCAGCUCUUCAAAUCUUGCAUUCUGCAUUCUGAUUAAGUUGGACUUGGGUUCAACUAGGUCCAGCCUAUACCCAACUUAGUCGGUGUCAUACAAUUACUCAUUUUCUUAAGCAAUCGGUGUGUUGACAUCUUUCCUUCCAUUUCAUGAACCUAUUGUAACAUGUAAUCAAAUCUCCAAGAAAAGUCACAGAAAAGAAAAAAAAAAGGACAAAGGGAAAGUAGGUUUCACGAAUUUUGGAGUGACAAGUAAUAUUUUG